AGAGAAAAAAAAACAGAACAGAGAGAUCAUAAACAAUGACGUUCAAAGAAGAGGUGCCUCAAGAAGAUAUCGAGUGUGUGGAAACAUUACUGAUUAUGAGUAGCUCAAAGCCAGCGCCGGAGGAGUAUAAGAGACUUCAGUUAUGUAUACUUGGAAGAAACAAAAGCUCGACGAUUACUACUUCUUUUUCUACCUUCAUGGAGUCGAGAGGCCAUAUUCGCGACUGCGCAUUAAGAGAAUGUCCAUCAAAACGCACUAGAAACAGACGUGAUGUCCCUCCUAUGUCUCCUCCCAUGGAACAACGACAAUCUAAGAAGGCAAAACGCAAUACGAAAGCUUCUUCUUCCAAGACAAGAGAACCGACGCCAGGGUGGCUUAUCAGGUUGAUGAGAAGAAAGAACGGUAGAGAGCACGAAGACAAUUCGAAGAAGAUCAUAGAUAAAGAAUUAACCGCAACCGAUGUCCAUCCAAACAACAAUCGUCUCUCAAUACCUCUCAGCAACAUUGUGGAAUUGGAAUUCUUGAACCACGAGGAAAAAAGGGCCAUAGAAGAAGAUGCCAAUAAGGUUAACAAAGAAGGAGUAGACGCGAUACUCGUGACUUCUGAUCUAAGAGAAUUUCCGGUGAAUUUGAGGUUGUGGGACAUGAGAGGCAGUCUUCAAUACAAUUUGGUUACAGGGUGGAAUCAAGUGGUUGAAGAUUGCCGUCUAAAGAAAAAAAGAAAUAUUCGCCUCUGGUCUUUCCACUCCAAUGAUAAACUCUAUUUCGCUCUCGUUCCUCUCUCCGUUAGUGAUCAAUGAUAAAACUAUUGAUGACUUGCCUGACAAGUAAGCUU
Arabidopsis arenosa is the source of this 835-nucleotide messenger RNA. The record is from the annotation of a GenBank genome assembly. NCBI's taxonomy places the organism in Eukaryota, Viridiplantae, Streptophyta, Magnoliopsida, Brassicales, Brassicaceae.